UGGACGUGGUUAGUUAGUGGCGACACAGACUAUCACAACAAAUUUCGCGCCUUCUGUACGUAAAUACGCGGAGCGUGCGUGUCGGCUAACGAUGCUCGGCGCGUGUUUACAUUAGUGCGAACGAGCGCGGGUUUUUGUGUUGUAUGGUAUGUAUUGUGCCGGUUGAAAAAAAAACGGUGAAGUUUAAUCUAACGCAAAGGAAUACUAAUAAUAAUCAGCUUUCAAUGUAAAACCAAAAAGCAUUGUGACGUAUAAAAAAAUCCCAGCUCAGUGAAAGUGUCGUUACAUUGAUAACCUGCACGAGCCACAGCAAACAGCAGUAUGUGAGUGUACAAAAUGCCAUUAAACGAAAGAAUGUAAGGUCAAGUGUCGUGUGUCGUGGUAAAAGGUUGGCUCCAGUGCAAAAGAAAAUAAUAAUGUUAUCAAGCGUUCGGUCCCCUCGAAUCGGGUUCAGCCCGUCAUGUGCCUGUGCUGAUGGAAUCAUCCGAGAUUAAUCACAUUAAUCGUCCCGAGAAUUGAUGCAGUGCCGGUGCCAGCGAGUUGGAUUACUUACAGUGUAUUUACGGUGCGAUUGGAAUGAUCUACCGUGACGUGGCGUAUGUGGAAAAAGUGUAUUCUCUGUGUUCUAUUACAGCGAGUGUGAUGCUGCGGCUGAUGAGUCAAAGAUCAAAGCGACCUUUUCCAGCGCCGAAGUCGAAUUGUACGCGCGGAAUGUAGUUCUUGUGCAGUGAAAAACAAAAAAAAAAGGUUUACGAAAAUUUUUGAAUUUUGUAAAGCAAAAAGGCGAAGGAAGUCUGCAUGUCAGACAAGCAUGAAGUGUGCGAAGUGAAACAAAAACAUCCAUCCAUUUGCUGUACGAAUCGCCGGCAUCGUCGUCUAUCGUGGCGGCGAAGAAACUGGGGAGGAAUAUACACCUCCAAAUAAUGGCGUAAAUAAGACCAGUUUAAGCAACUUCACCAAGCGUACACUUCGUCAGCCGUCUGUAAAUUAUGACGGGCAUUUCAAGUGUGACACAAACCAACAGUAAAAACCCCUUUUCUUCACCACAACAACAACACCAACGACCACAACACGAAAAACGAUGAUAUUCUGCGACAUUUCCCGUGCCUCCUAAGAACACUGCUCACAUCCGUUGUGGAUAUUUUGUGGUUAUCAGCAUUGGCUCUAAUAUUGUUUAACAUUAUCACUCACUUCAGCACGCUUCCUCUCGCCCAAACCCGGUACCAUGACCGUUCCUUGCCGAUUACCAUAUUUCCUUCAGCUAUAUUUUAUUUGUACCGUUGGACUGGCCUCGCCCGGUGGUCUGGAAACGAAAGAGCACCGUCGGUCGGACUACCCGGAGCAUGUAUCCGCUGCGUUGCCGCGCAAAGAUACCGCAUUGGAACAGUAUAAAUCACCGCCAUUCGAUGGCAAUAGCCAGCGGCAGUCGCCUUUCAAUCGGCAGGCUCACCUACCACCGGACGCAGGGAACCGAUGGGAUGUUCCAUUCAAUCCCGCACCGGACCGGGAAAGCCGUAAAUCGCACGAAUCGCUCGUCCUCCCCUUCGCAACGGUACCAAAGGGUGAGCUGCAUGCGGUCCGUAAGUCGGAAAACAAUCACGCGGAAAUGAAACUUGCUCCUCGUCAACGGCCAGGAAGUGACGUUAUUGAAAAGAGGGAUGAUGAUGAUGAUGAUGAUGGCGAUGGUGAUGGUGCUCAAAAGCCGGCCCGUAUGCUUGACGACCGGCGGCCCGUCCGGGAUGAUGACGUUGUGGACGCUGCCAAGGACGAGUACUACGACGCACCGACGAGGGAAGAACACGAAGGUGAUAAUUAUGAGGACGGUAAAAUAAUCAAUUCAGGCACGUUGGAUAACAUUUUUGCCGGCAAGUCAAACGGGCCUACGUCAGGUACUGUGAUUGAACACCCGAAGGGUUCGGCAAGUGUGCGUGGUUCUAAGGUGGGAAAGGCGCUGGGUGGUGCUGCCGAAUCGAACGGAGCCGAGGAAGUCGACGAAGAUGAUGAAGAGGAGGAGGAGGAGGAGGAAGAAGAAGAGGAGGAUGAAAAUGACAGUGAAGUGUCAUAUGGUGAGGAUGUACUUCCACCAAGCGAAGCGUUCGGCACGUUUGGCGAGCGCACUGGCGGUGGGUUGAAGGUGGAGGAAGCGCCAUACUUUCUGGUUGAGCCGCAAAAUACUUACGUGAUCCGGAGCAAGCCGGCCGUGCUGAAGUGUAAAGCGGCAAACACGUUGCAGAUACAUUUCAAGUGCAGCGGCAGCAUAAAACCACCCCCGUCGAUCGAAGAGUCGCACGUAGAUCCGCACAGCGGUGUGCACUUCCAGGAGGUAACGGCCACAAUCUCCCGCGACCUGGUGUACGAGUACUUCGGCAAGCUGCCGUUUAAAUGCGAAUGCCACGCCUGGUCUCCGCGCGGGAAAGCCGUCAGCCAGCCCGCCUCGAUUGUUGUUGCGUAUUUGAAGAAAAACUUCGACCUUAUGGACACUAGAAUACGUGCUGAAGCUGGAGAAAAGCUGGAAAUAAGGUGCAUGGCUCCCAAAGGUUAUCCAAAGCCUCAGAUAACGUGGUUGAAGAACAAUUUUACCGUCACCUCUAGUCCAUUAUUAACCUUCACGGCUGAAGGAAACAUUGUGAUAACUAGUCUGAAUCUCCAGGACAUAGGGAAUUAUACGUGUGUCGCAGAAAACAUUGCCGGCAAAAGGAUAUCGGAACCAAUAGAAUUGAUCGUUUAUGUUAAUGGAGGAUGGAGCCAAUGGAGCGCCUGGUUAGAAUGUCGCUGUCCGGGGAAACCAGCUCAAGGAAGGAAACGCACACGAACCUGCAGCGAUCCCAUCCCCCUGUAUGGUGGGGCGCCCUGCGUAGGUCCUAACCAACAGAAGACGGCCGAUUGCGUAACUUGCCCAGAAGAUACACAAAUAAUCACUCCGAAUGGAUUCGAAGAUAACGCCUUUGUACGCCGUUGGUCAUCAUGGUCUGCGUGGAGCGCGUGCUCAAACAAAUGCACGCAAUCAAGGAGACGAACCUGUCGAACACAAAACAUCGACUAUUACGAUAAAGCGCUAGUGAAACAUCAUCAACAGUUGGCAGCCCUGAUGGAGGAUCAUGACGAGCAGGAGAGCAGUGCCUAUGGCUGUCACGGCAAGGACGUUCAAACCAUCGUUUGCCGAGGUGGCGAAUGCAAAAUUGAUGAUACAGCUUCCGAUUGGAUAUUUUAUCUCGGGCUAGGGUUCAUUGUGACGCUCUGCUUAACGUUCCUGGUAUUUCUGCUGCACAUGCGACAUCGGCAAAAGCUGCCAACGUAUUCCAUUACCCGCACCACACCUGAUCAGCACACGUACACGCACGAGUUUCAAAAGAAGCUCACCCUCUCGUCCAACCCCCCGGACAUCAAUAUUCGUGUCAAUGGCUAUGAAUAUUCGAACGGCAGCACCAUGGAAGCCCCAAAGGUACCGAGCCAGAAUGUUCCGCUGCUUCUGACCAGAUCGACAUCCGAGCAUCACUACGACGAACCGCAGUUCAAUUCGAUGCAACCGAACCAGGCGCUGAACAAGGACGGUUCGGCAGGAGUGUACAAUCAACAAAAGCUGGCCGGAGUGAUUCUUCAGCAUCAUUACCAUCAGUAUCAUUCGCUCGAGCAGAGCCAUCUUCAGCGUCAAAUAGCGUCGUCACCCAUCGCUCAGUCGCAGAAGGGUCAGUAUCGCAGCUCCGAAUCCUUAUCAGGGACGUCCAACACAAACACAUCAAUCUCAACCUACGCCAUCGCAACGACGGACUCGUUGGAUACGUCCAGUUCGUCGGAGGCCAUGUACAAAUCGAACUCCGUCCGCCAGGUCGUCACCUCGGACGGGGGUUGGUUGGAAAUGGAGCAUCUGCAAACGUCACUCUCCAUUCCCGAGGGAGCCAUUCCGGCAGCGCUAAGAAUAAACGUUUUCCUGGCCGUCAUGUACGACUCCAAAGAUACGAUACUAGUCGAAAACCAGGUCACACACAUCAGCCCAACGAUUGUCUGUGGUCCGGCGAAGAGUAACUUCACCAAACCGCUCAUAAUCAAGGUGCCGCACUGCGCCGAGGAUAUUGGCAGCUGGAAGGUAUCGCUCUUCUACAAAGAGGAAGUAACGAACUGCUGGAAAAAGAUUGCAUCAUCGGAAAAUGAUGUGCCCAGCCCGCAAGCCUACAUUCAGCUAGACCAGCACAACGCGUACAUCAUGACCCGCAAGCUCGGCAAGUAUCUGCUCGGUGGAGAGAGCCUAACGCCCGAAGUGAAUGUCACCAAGCGGCUGAAGAUUGUCAUGUUCGGUCCGGCUCGGAAACCGGAAGCAGACUUCAACAUACGCGCCUACGUGCUGGAGGACUAUCCGAGUGCUCUCGAGCACUGUAGUGGGAUAGAAACGCGACUGGGCUACUUCCAGAUCGGGCAAAGCUCGCCGUUCCACUUCGCCAACAACAAAGAGGCGAUGACACUGCGGAUCAACUGUUCCGGCGGCUGGACGACGGCAGCGGAAUGUGCUGUGCAGAAGAUUCCCUUCAACCACAUCUGGAAGAACAUGUCCAUCUUGAACUGUGAGUUCUUGCUGCACAAACUGACCGAUGAGAUGCCUUGUUUACGAUUGGAGCUGGCUGUCGAGCAGGACAACGGUGCCAAAGUGCUGAUCACGUCAGUGGCGUUCUCGUGAUAGUACAUAGCGCGGGCUCUACAGAAACUGACGACCUUAUAAGGGGGUGUUUGCGCGACAUAUGUAAGCUGUAGUGCAGCUAGUAAUAACUACUACAUUAUGAUUUAAAUUUACAGUGCUACACAGCUAUUCGCGUACGUUAGAGAUAGUCGCAAGGCGAGAACGAAAAACAACACCGAGGCCAUUACAUAGUGCAACACAUAAGUCAUCCCUAGUACUAGAACUUAUCACUCAUAUACACCAGUAGCACAUCUUCACAAGUUGUUGAAUAAACCAUAUAGUGUUUUCAGUUGUAGCGUUUGUUCGAAAACAGUAAAGGGAAGAAUAGUUUUCACGAAUCGAGUAACAACAUAGUUUAUGAAGUAGGAACAAAAUGCCAAAAAUAAAAAAAUAAAAAGUUUGGAACGACACACGACAUAUAUUUUCGUAUUGUAGUCGUUCGUAACUUACACGGUCAUCUGUGUGGGUCAGCAGCACCAGCUGUGCAUUAAUUGAGUUGUACAUAAUAAAAUAAACGUUGUAUCGACUAGCGACGAUAUAGGUUAAGAUUCUGUUUCCCACGGAUGUCCUCGUUUCCGUAGCUCUAUUGAUAAAGACUGAUUGUGAGGAACAAUAAAAAGUUGAUAUA
Anopheles coluzzii is the source of this 5297-nucleotide messenger RNA. RefSeq names its product netrin receptor unc-5-like. Lineage: Eukaryota; Metazoa; Arthropoda; Insecta; Diptera; Culicidae. The record is from RefSeq and is a predicted model, not a curated record. Gene Ontology annotation, molecular function: netrin receptor activity. Gene Ontology annotation, cellular component: membrane. Gene Ontology annotation, biological process: netrin-activated signaling pathway; motor neuron axon guidance. The coding region runs from base 1226 to 4669 and encodes 1147 amino acids. The transcript is spliced from 11 exons.